AUGGAAGAGCGGAGCAAAUUCAAAGAGCUGCCUAUCCAGCCCCAGGGCAUCUUUUGGAAAGAUGACUUCAUCGACCCCGAACAUGAGCAACAGCUCAUCACGAUCUUCCAAAAUGAGCUAGAAUGGGCCGAUCGCCCUGGCCGUCUUUCACUCCACUACGGCUACACAUUCGACUAUAAGACAUUUGGCAUAGAUCCGGAUAUCCCCCAUAAGGAAUUUCCGGAAUGGCUUCAGCCGCUGAUUCCGACUACCGAGACCCGUCCUCCGGAUCAAGUCUGCUUGCAGUACUAUCCACCAGGUGCCGGUAUCCCGCCGCACGUAGACGCACACGGUCCAUAUGACCAGCUCUACGCUUUAUCACUCGGCGGGCCCGCGGUUAUGCAGUUUCGAAGGGAAGAAGAGCGAGUCGAUAUUGAUUUGACUCCUCGAAGCAUGAUGCAGAUGGCGGGCGACUCAAGGUUGCAUUGGACCCAUGGCAUUAAGAAGCGAAAGAAUGAUAUUCUAGCUGAUGGGACGCAACGGCCGCGCACCAAUCGCUGGAGUAUUACUUAUCGCUGGCUCCGAGAUGGAGGUGAAUGCGAAUGUGGGAAUAUAGUGCAUUGCGAUACAGCCCAGCGACGACUGGGGGUUGAGAAAGAGAAGAGGUCGGUGCUGGCACUGGCAGCAGAAGCCAGCGUUGCGGAUCAGUUCUCCUGA
Molecule: messenger RNA, 696 nt
Organism: Penicillium cataractarum
Lineage: Eukaryota; Fungi; Ascomycota; Eurotiomycetes; Eurotiales; Aspergillaceae
Exons: 1
Coding region: 1-696 (231 amino acids)
Biological process (GO): oxidative demethylation
Molecular function (GO): oxidoreductase activity; demethylase activity
Source: RefSeq, a predicted model, not a curated record